This is a messenger RNA of Anopheles moucheti, 2383 nucleotides long. RefSeq names its product 5'-nucleotidase domain-containing protein 1 (gene Nt5a). NCBI's taxonomy places the organism in Eukaryota, Metazoa, Arthropoda, Insecta, Diptera, Culicidae. Bases 764 to 2353 code for a protein of 529 amino acids. The transcript has a single exon. The record is from RefSeq and is a predicted model, not a curated record. Gene Ontology annotation, molecular function: 5'-nucleotidase activity.
CUUGCAACGCACCAGUGUUUAAUAGUGGAUACUACUCACGACGCCAGACUAGUGAAAUGUUGAACAUACCAAGUACAACAGAAACUCGUACGAAUGAAUGAAUUCGAGGCAGGAACCGUACACACGGCACUACGAAUCUCGCGUUAUUUAAGCUAAAGCUGCGCAUUUAUUUCGGGAACGACGUAGCAUCAACCCGCCUCUUUUAAGGGAUUGUAUUAUGCUCCGUCCUGACCGUGCUCGUGUGUGUUUGUGCUUUUUGUGAGUGAAUCGAUCGGGCGUGCUAUCAAAUUCGAGGUCAAACGGUGGGACAUAUCAUGGUGUGAUACACAUUUUUAGGAUUGUUGAUUGGCCUCAUUGCGUUACGUAAAAAAUCGUCCCCUAGACAGCACGCUGACAACCGAGGCCAUCGGUGGUUCUCUCUGAACAAUGCUUCCUCUUGCUUCCCACCCACUGCUAUGCUAAAUCUAGCGAAUGUUGUUUUGAAUCAGCGGCCACAUCUAUGUUUGUUUUCGAUUGUUGCGAACCGCGAGCAGAAGCGAGUGCAACACAAUACUUGCGCGAGGUCCGCGACAGAGUGCGAACGAGAUAAGCAUACAAACCUUCAGUGCAGAACGGAAAUCGGAGUCACGCGGUCGAGUAAAUAUUUGCGUGAUCAAACGCGAGAACAAGGGACUACAUCGCACGUGUGCGUGUGCGCGCCACGAUGCUUAGGUGAAUGGUGGUCGAACUAAAAUAAAUCGCGAAAAUACCGAACAGGAAAAUCAUGAGGUCCUCAGUUCGAUAUCUGUCCCGUAGCGGCACCAAUGCGGGUCUGUUCGGUGGCAGUCGUUCGUCGGGAGUAAUCGCAGCCAGUUCAUCGUUUAUCCGUGCCAAUACCACCACAACGACGGUACGUUUCCAUUGCGUUUCGCCGAGGACAACGGCAGCUGGCUGUCAUUCGAGCUGUCAAAACAUUGGCAUCCCGUGGCAAUUGUUUUCGCGCACGCUACCGCGUCUUUACGGUCGGACGGAACGGUUCUAUUCACGCUACUCAGCCAACCGCAUCAUGACCGGGGCGGAUACGUUUAGCUUCGCGGACUACGAUUGUGUCGGGUUCGAUCUGGAUAACACGCUGCUGCGUUACCGGAUCGGUGCGAUGAUUGAGCUGGAGUAUCGCACCGUGUCGCGGUUUCUAGUGGAGCAACGCGGAUACUCGGGCCGGCAUUUGCUACAGCCGCUCGACAAGGAUUUUCUGCAAAGAGGAUUGAUCAUUGACUUUCAUCGAGGCAACAUCCUGAAGCUUGAUCCCGACGGUGUGAUACAGCAGGCGACCCAUGGUACAAAGCGCAUGGCAGAUGAAGAAAUUCGCGCCUACUACGGUGAUGAGAAACGCUGGGAGGUGACGAACGAGUAUUGCCGAAAUAUGCUAGUAGCUUGGAAUGGACCCCUGUCGGAGCAGAUACGGACCGUGCUGGAUUACUUUGACAUUUGUGCCACACUGCUGUUCGGCCGGUUGAUCGAUACUUUGGACGAGGAGGCACACGAGCGCAUCGGUCGGUACAACGUGUGGCCGGAUAUUCUUGACGGGCUGGUGUACAUGUACUCGCGUGAUCAUUUUGGCGCAAACAUUGGCGGUUACUUCGAAGCCCUGAAGGCCAAUCCAGAGCAGUACCUGCAGAAAGCUUCCCCGGAGUUAGUGCGUUGGUUGCGCGAGCUGAAGAAAAACAAAACCACCUUCCUUGUAACCGGUUCGCAUAUCGAUUUUGCCAACUUUACCGCUUCGUACGCAUUUGGACCAGAUUGGCCCGAACUGUUUGAUGUGAUCGUUGGGUUUGCGAAGAAACCGGGUUUUUUUACGGCAGGCAAACCGUUCGUACGACUCGAAGGUCACGAUGAGACGGAACCGCUGACGGCCGGACAGCUGGAACGGUACGGUGUCUAUUCGCAGGGCAAUUGGCGUGAUUUGACCGUGCUGUUGAGUAAAAUCUGCCACAAGUCCGAUCCCCGGUAUCUGUACGUCGGGGACAAUCUUAUACAAGACAUGUACACACCGUCCAAGUAUACGACGGCCGAUACGGUGGCAAUCGUGGAGGAAAUGGCAGCGGAAGGCAUGCGCGACUGCGAGUCCGGCCAUCCAGACGCACCGUACAUAGUGUCAAAGUUCUGGGGAUCGUUCUUUACUACUCGGUCGGGACCGGGCGUUGAGGAUGGAUCACUAUGGGCCGGGCUUAUCAAGCAGCAUGCCAAAAUCUGCGUUCCUUCGAUGGAUGAAGUGGCCAAAUAUCCGCUCGAUCAUAGCUACAAUAGUUUCACGGAAAACGUGAGCUGCAAUGGUUACUAUCCGGCCGAGCCGCUAAAGCUGAUCAACAAUUGAUUUAAACGCGUCUAACGCUGUCGGCAGUAG